AUGGCGACGGACUUUGCUCCGUUGAGCAGUCGUAGGCCCCACCUCCUCGACCCGGUGGCUCCGCAGGCUGCGAGCGGUGAUCGUUUCGCUGCGGAUGACUUUGGCGCUGUGCAUCGUCCAUUCGGUCACCAAGGCAACAGGUUCGCCCGCCGUUCGUUCAGAUCCAGACUUGAAGACGGGACCGAGGCAGGGCGAAAUGCUUCAGAGGAGGCCGAGCGCGCAGGCAGCGCCCGCCUUCGUCGAUAUGGAGACGAAUCGACAGAAGGGCCGAUCGUCGAACCGACUCGACAGCGCGAUGCUGCUCCCUGGAGAAGGACUUCCUUCGGGCUUCGUACGCCCUCACAUCAUCCUGAGCGAGCCACUGCUCCGGCCCGGCCGCGCUUCGAACCAUUCGCCGAGAGUCCGAGCGCCGAAUCCAGACAGCCUGCAGGACUUCCUAGCUCUCGGGGCGGGCCGCUAUCGGCCUUCUUGCGCCGCGAAAGGAACGAGGACGAAUCUGCACUUCAAUACCUUGGUCGUCUCAUGAGCCACGACAGCAUGCUCGACGAAUGGAUGGCCGGCGACGUUCACGGUCCACUGCUACGCAUGGCGAUCGAGUCGGAAGCGCUUGCAUCCAAUCCUCACCUCCGACAGCUCCACCUUCCGCCCGCCUCCUCGACCUCGAGCCUGUUCGGCCACGCUCCGCACCUCGCCUUGGACGCACGCAACUUUAUCGCGGACGAAGAGUGGGCCGAGCUCAACUCGUACGAGGGCCUGAUGCAGCUGAGCGAGCGACUGGGCGCUGCGGACGUGGGCGUGCCGCAGAGUCUGAUCGAUGCGCUGCCGACAUGCGAGUAUGGUAAGUGGGACGGCGGGUCGUGUCGACUGCGUGACAGUUUGUCCCCUCCGCUGUUGGGCAAGGGCAAGGGCAAGCAGAAGGUGGAGCCGCCUUCGAAUGCGAGGGACACCAUGUGUCCCAUCUGCCGCGAAGAUUAUCUCGACUCGGACUUGCUCAUGAGCAUCGACAAGUGCUGCCAUGCUUUCCACGCCGAUUGCAUCAAGACGUGGUUCCAGACGGCUAAGACGUGUCCGCUGUGUCGAGCGGAUGCGUUCGACCGGGUCAGCUUGCCUGCGCUUCCGUUCCAGUCGUCCUCUUCGGCGGUGGCGGCGGCAGCUCGGAAUGCCUCGCCCGGUUCCGCGCCGUCGUUGUGGAGCUUCGACUUCUGA
Kalmanozyma brasiliensis GHG001 is the source of this 1206-nucleotide messenger RNA. Its product is annotated as Zinc finger, RING-type. NCBI's taxonomy places the organism in Eukaryota, Fungi, Basidiomycota, Ustilaginomycetes, Ustilaginales. The coding region runs from base 1 to 1206 and encodes 401 amino acids. The record is from RefSeq and is a predicted model, not a curated record. The transcript has a single exon.